AUGAGGGUGUGUGGUUGCUCUGGUCCUAUGGGUGAAAUCCAGAGCAUUGGGAGUGACAUCAUCUUUCACAAUAAAAUGCUCCUUUGCACCCUUCAAUACUUUCUCUUUAAAAACACCUGGAAGUCCAGACAAAUAAUGAACACGGAUCCUGUGAAGAUGUUGUCUGCGAAAGCCAUGGCUAAAGUAAUGCUUGUCAUGCUGGCUGUUUGUCUUCUCACAAAAACGGAUGGCAAAACUGUUAAGAAAAGAGCUGUCAGUGAGAUACAGCUUAUGCACAACCUGGGCAAACACCUGGCCUCUGUGGAGAGAAUGCAAUGGCUGCGAAAGAAGCUUCAGGAUGUACACAGUUUUGUUAGCCUUGGAGUCCAACUGGCUGCCAGAGACGGUGGUCACCAGAGGCCCACCAAGAAAGAAGAAAAUGUCCCUGUUGACAGCAAUCCAAAAAGUCUUGGGGAGGGAGACAAAGCUGAUGUGGAUGUAUUAGUGAAGGCUAAAUCUCAGUAA
This is a messenger RNA of Nannospalax galili (Upper Galilee mountains blind mole rat), 504 nucleotides long. It is a transcript of the gene Pth, whose product is annotated as parathyroid hormone. Gene Ontology annotation, molecular function: parathyroid hormone receptor binding; hormone activity. Gene Ontology annotation, biological process: cell-cell signaling; intracellular calcium ion homeostasis. NCBI's taxonomy places the organism in Eukaryota, Metazoa, Chordata, Mammalia, Rodentia, Spalacidae. The transcript is spliced from 4 exons. The record is from RefSeq and is a predicted model, not a curated record. Bases 1 to 504 code for a protein of 167 amino acids. Gene Ontology annotation, cellular component: extracellular region.